Messenger RNA from Akanthomyces muscarius, 1884 nucleotides. RefSeq lists its product as uncharacterized. Gene Ontology annotation, biological process: protein phosphorylation. The coding region runs from base 1 to 1884 and encodes 627 amino acids. Gene Ontology annotation, molecular function: ATP binding; protein kinase activity. Lineage: Eukaryota; Fungi; Ascomycota; Sordariomycetes; Hypocreales; Cordycipitaceae. The record is from RefSeq and is a predicted model, not a curated record. The transcript is spliced from 2 exons.
AUGCCGGCCAGAGACCAUCGUGACCACCGCCCUCUUGCGGCUGCCGCUGGGAGUUCUAGACAGAGUCUGAGCUCAGGCAUCUCCAAGCCAUCGUAUGAGUUCCUGCCGCACAGAUUGGCCUCGGCCAAAGGGAGGGCCAUUAUCAGGACGACGUCUCGCCAUCGCCAGAUUCAAAUCUGGUGGGAAAGGGAACAGCGAAGGUCUGCUCCCGCAACGCUGCCAGACAGGCCGGGUGCCGAGAAUGAGUCUUCGCCUAGUUCACGAGACUAUCUAGAGAAUGCGCACCGUGAAUGCCUGCCAGGCGCCCGAAUCAUCAUUGCUCGACCGCCCAGUGUCCGCCACGAGGAGGUAGUGUUCUCCCCGCUGCUCAGACCCGCUGAGUUUAUCAGCCAGACCCCCGACGGCCGCAGCAUACUAGGCGUGCUGCAACGCAUCGAAGACGUCUUUUUCAGCAUCCGCGUUCCCUUCCUUGCGGUCCCGUCGGAUUUACAGGCACCUAUCAAGAGGGAUGAGCUGCGAUGCAUCCUGUCUUACAAUCCCGCCAGCGAUGAAUGCGAAUUCUUCUGCAACUCUCACGACGUGGCUAUAAUAGGUGAGCGCUCCAGCAAGAGCUAUCUUGUCGGAAAGGGCAGCAUCCAAAAUAUUGAACCCGGCAUGUGGACGAUUGCUGUCCCUGGAAACCCAGUGGUCUGGACUCCAAUGUCUCCGGGGGACAGCUUCAGUCAGCAUCGGCCGCUGGUGGAAUUUCUACUUUUGAAGCGGACGUAUUCAACUACCAUAACGCGGCCAGCAGCAGCAGAAGACCAGGCUCCUACCUUGUGUCCAGGAGGUUGUGGCAACAUGGUGGCUCGGUCAUCUACGACAACCCCCGUUGAGGGUACCGUUGCAGAGUUUAUCAUGGGAACAGUUGACCCGCGACCGCGAGAGAGAAACCUUUGGCCGGAGGGGCCGUUUUAUCAGCUUCAGGAUGGAGAGACUGCCCACGUCAUGACAAGCCCGGCGGGGAGCAGCAGCGCUGAGAUUGAGCAGGGCUAUUCCGGGACGGCAGAAGCAUACAAGGUAACUCGCUUGCAAAAGAUUGGCAAGAACACCAACUCGAGCGUUUUCGCCUGCAUACAUAGCAAGCUCCCGCACACCACCCUCGUCGCCAAAGCGCUCAAUGUCCGACCAAAGACUCGCAACUGGAUUGGUUCUCUCGCAAGGCACUGGCUGAACGAGAUGGAAAUCUUGAGGACGUUGAACCACAAAAACAUUGUCAGAAUCCUCGAGUGGGAUGCCCGGUUCUACACCGUGUACCUGGAGCAUCUGCCCGGCUCUCUCGCGCACUACCCGCGAAACGAGCCCGGCUUCACCCGCGACGACGCCGCGCGGAUCCUGGUCGACGUCUCCUCGGCGCUCGCGUACCUCGAGGAGCAGGGCGUGAGCCACAACGACAUCAAGUCGCGCAACAUUUCCUACGCGCCGACGCACGGCGCCACGGUGCUCGACUUUGGCCUCGCCACGACCACCCGCGACGCGGUGCCGCGCAGCGCGGGCGGCACGUCGUGGUACGUGCCGCCCGAGGCCAUCGACGGCGCGCGGUCCAUCGGCGGCAACGUGUGGGCGCUCGGCAUCACGAUGCUCUUCGUGCUGGGCGUCAUCGACGCGCCCGAGGUGUACGGCCGCCAGUGGGACUUUGCCGACAUGCGCGACCCGGACGGGCGCGCGCGCGUCGCCAUGGAGCGGUGGAUGGAGGAGGUCUGCGAAAAGGUCGACGACGAGCUCGACAGGGAGGACCCGCUGCAGCUCGUGGUCGCGUGGAUGCUGGAGCAGGACCCCGAGCACCGGCUGACGGCAAAGGAGGUUGUGGCGGAGCUGGAAAAGUACGGGAUAGGGGAGUCUUGA